This is a messenger RNA of Acanthisitta chloris (rifleman), 897 nucleotides long. It is a transcript of the gene SLC66A1, whose product is annotated as PQ loop repeat containing 2. NCBI's taxonomy places the organism in Eukaryota, Metazoa, Chordata, Aves, Passeriformes, Acanthisittidae. The record is from RefSeq and is a predicted model, not a curated record. Bases 1 to 897 code for a protein of 298 amino acids. The transcript is spliced from 7 exons.
AUGAGUCUCCAGUUUGGGAAUGUCUCUGAGUGUCCCAAUGGAUCCCAGUGGGUGAUGGAUGUGUUCCAUGAGUGUGCCCAGGAUGGCUGGGACAUGGCCAGUGUCAUCCUGGGGUUACUCUCCAUCCUCUGCUUUGCUGCUGCCUCUUUCCCGCAAUUUUACCAAGCCUGCAAAACAGGCAUCAUGGACCAGGCUCUCUCCAUCUAUUUCCUGCUGGGAUGGCUGGGAGGAGAUCUCCUCAACCUCAUCGGCUCCUUCCUGGCUGAGCAGCUGCCCCUGCAGGUUUACACAGCCAUUUACUAUGUGUUGGCAGACCUGGUGAUGCUGUCCCUGUACUGCUACUACACUGUGAAGAACAAGGGCAGAGGAUUCUCUGCCACGAUCAACACAACGUUCAUGUUCCUGUGCCUCUUCGUGGGGACAGUGUCGACCACCUCCCUCGUGGGCCAUGGUGCCACCACACAGGGCCCAGGGACCUUCUCUGGGAGGUCUCUGCUGUCUGUGGAGGAGCUUGGGGCAAAGCCUUUCACCAGGAGUGAGAUCAUUGGCUUCACCGUGGGCUCUGUCUCCUCUGUGCUGUACCUGUGCUCCAGAGUGCCCCAGAUCUACACCAAUUACAAGAGGAAAUCCACCACUGGAGUCUCCUACUCCCUCUUUGCCCUGGUGAUGUUGGGGAAUUUGCUGUAUGGCCUCAGUGUCCUCCUGAAGAACCCUGAGCCAGGGCAAGGGGAAUGGGACUACAUCCUGCACCACCUGCCCUGGCUGGUGGGCAGCCUAGGAGUCCUUUCCCUUGAUGUGGUUAUCUCCUUCCAGUUCCUUGCCUAUCGGAAGGGAACACCCAGCACCCACGAGGAGAGAGAUGCUCUUCUGGGUGAGCAGGACAGCCCAGAGAGCUGA